AUGGAGAAUCUUUCGAGCACAGAGAAGUCCGGCGAAAUGGUAUGGAACUCAGAUCAUGACCAAGGUUUCAAGUCCUACACAUGCAGCUUUUGCAAAAGAGGCUUCUCAAAUGCACAAGCAUUAGGAGGCCACAUGAACAUCCAUAGGAAAGACAGGGCCAAGCUCAAAGAAUCUUUAGACGAAACCCUGCUUUCUGGGGACAUCGCGAAAAACAAUCCUUCUGAUCAUCCUCAGGCUUCUACUGAUGAAAACUUGUCCCAACUGAAGUCUAGUACUGAUCAUCAAGAGAAAGAUUCUUCCCCUAAAAGGCCAUGGGUUUUCGCUAUAGAAGAUGAUGCCUCUUCUAGGGUCAAAGAUAUUGGUACUACAGGGGGAUCGCGGAAACUGCCAUUUUUUGUUGAGAAGCCAUUGACAGGCCAUGAUGAUCUAAAGGCCAGCAGUACUGAUGCUAGUGGACAUGUACAUAAGGCCAUGCAGUCGAGUGAUGGUUCUUCGCGGCCAGAAUUGGAUCUUGAGCUUCGGUUAGGGCCUGAACCUCAUGAGAAUUCAACAGUGAGUACCAAAGAGUUCUUUUGA
Molecule: messenger RNA, 576 nt
Organism: Cornus florida
Lineage: Eukaryota; Viridiplantae; Streptophyta; Magnoliopsida; Cornales; Cornaceae
Product: transcriptional regulator TAC1
Exons: 1
Coding region: 1-576 (191 amino acids)
Source: RefSeq, a predicted model, not a curated record